AUGGCCCAGACACGCAAAAACACAACCAAGAAGGUCAAUACCCCCAAGACCACCAACAAGAAGGCUGCCGGCAAGGCCGCCACUCGUCCUAAAGUCGACAUGAACAAGCUGUUCCCACCCUGGGGCUCUGAAGAAGCGCUGAACCAGACGGCAAAUAAGUACGCUACUGAUAUCAUACUAGCCGUGUACCAUGACAUCAACACCUACUGCAACAUAGAGAGACUCGCGGGAGAGAAUUUUUAUAAUUGUCAGAUGUUCUUCAACAUGCGUACCUUCACAGAAGGAUUUGUUGAGCGGGAAAUCGGCAACUACAUGGCCUGCGUGGAAUCCUUCAAGACGGAACAUGGUGAGUUCCAACCCGUCACACCUAACAGUAGAUUCCUCCAGUUUGUUACUGGGCUCGGAUGGAAGAUGUUUGCUAUCUGUGCCCAUGCCGAAGCAUUCCGACGAGGCAUCAAAGAAGCCGACGAUAGAACCUGGAGAUUCCUGAUCCAGAAGAUUCAAGAAAACAGAUUGAGUAUUGAAGUUUAUGCCCACAACCGUAGCCUGAAGUGGCGUAACAUGAUCUGGAUCCACCAGGGCUACCCCAUCCCAGGUCUGCCAGACAUGAAACCCGAAAUCGAAACAUACAUGCAGUGGAAAGUCGACCACCCUCACCACACCGUCAUCACGUUCGAUGGCAAGCUGAAGGAGCCCACCUACAAAGGCAAGUUACAGAAACACAUUGGUGAGAGUAUCUUUGAUCCCAAGAAGUGGGGUGGCCAGAAACAGGACCCGACGCUUCGCCAUAUGUCUGAUGGCAGCUCGGCUAACGUCGGACGCGCUUGCCUUAUGUGCGGCAAUCCUGCUUCUUGUGAUUGCCGCGUGGCAUCUCGAGCAGGAGAGCUGGUUGAGCUGAGAGAAUACCCCGAGACGGGUACUGGUAUUCGAGUACUGACAAGAUUCAACCGCGGUGACAUUCUUGAUUUAUUCGUGGGUGAACUUCUUCCAGAUUCCGUAGAAGAGGUCUAUCCCUUGUCGCAAUGCGAUGAUGAGCCCCAUACGUCUCCCAAUACAGCUCGCAUUUUGUGCACGAUUUGCCCUCACGAGUUUGGCAACUGGACCCGUUAUAUCAGCCACUCGUGCCGGCCCUCGACGUCGUUCGUCACCCGCACUAUUGGAAACCGAGUUGUGUGCACAGUUGAAGCCAUCCGCGAUAUCAUGCCUUUCGAAGAGCUCACUGUUGGCUAUGGUGAUAAGUACUGGAAGGGUAAAGAUUUUGAGUGCCGAUGCGGGCACUGCGAUGGUUCCGGGACUGAGAGAGGACUACUGACAGAGAGCUAUGCGCGGGGGCCAUCAGGUCCCCCCUUGAUUGAGUCCACAGUUGGUGAUCAUUUCGCCAAGAUUGUCGCGGAAUGCGGCGAUAGAACAGCUGUUAUCUCAAGACAUCAGAACGACCGAGCAACAUAUUCCUCUUUAGACGCAAGAAGCAAUGCGCUCGCUCGUGGGCUGGGAUCGGUCGGUGUUGGGAAGGGGGAGCGGGUUGGAGUCAUGCUUGGGAACUCGAUGGAAUACGCUGUGGCAACAUACGCGUUAUUCAAACUUGGUGCCAUUUUGGUUCCACUCAAUCCGUCUUUCAAUAUUGCACAAGUGAUUGCGGCCCUGGGCCACCUGGAAGCCAGUCAUCUUUUAAUCAGCACAGAGUCCAACCUGCCCCGAAAGAAACCACGAAGCAAUGUUCCCUUGCUCGAUGACCUUGUUGAAGAUCUCCACAAGUCAAACUUGGAGUCCGCAUUGGUUCCUUCUCUGAAAAAGAUCAUUAUGGUCGACAAUUCCGAAGGUCGCGUAGAUAUAUCAUCUUAUAAAAGUUUGACGCCAUAUGCAUCCAUCAUGUCCCAACUCACUGCAGAUGGUCGCCCACUUCCCGCUCAAAAUCUCUCGCCGCAUGAGAUUGUGAACAUCCAGUUCACGUCAGGAACCACAUCAAUGCCCAAGGCAGCAUGCCUUAGCCAUCACUCCAUCCUGAAUAACGGCUCCCAGAUCGGCGAUCGCAUGCUCCUCACGCCAAAUGAUAUUGUCUGUUGCCCACCGCCGCUGUUUCAUUGCUUCGGCAGCAUAUUAGGUUACAUGGCGACAGCAACCCACGGUUCAGCCAUCGUCUUCCCCAGUGAGUCCUUCAAUGCUCGUGCUGCACUAGAGGCUGUCCAAGAAGAGAAAUGUACCGCGCUACAUGGUGUACCGACAAUGUUCCUCGAGCAGCUGAGCAUGAUCGAGACGAAAGAAAUCUCCAGCGAGGGAUUUCAACAUCUUCGCACGGGCAUCGCUGCGGGAAGCAGUAUUCCUUCCGAAAUAAUGAAGAAACUGCACAAGGUACUGAAUCUGACUGAAUUGACAAUCUGCUAUGGGAUGACGGAAACAAGCCCCGUUUCGGCUAUGACAACGACAAACGAUCCCAUUGACAAGCGGAUCUACUCUGUUGGAAAGCUCAUGCCACAUGUCGAGGCAAAGAUUGUGGACCCUGUGGACAAGAAAAAUAUUCUGCCUAUAGAGAAACGGGGUGAGUUGGCAGUGAGCGGGUACCUGCUGAUGAAGGAAUACUGGGAUGCUCCAGAAAAAACCGCGGAGGUGAUGAUUGCAGAUGAAUCUGGCAAGGUCUGGAUGCACACUGGAGAUGAAGCUUCAAUGUCACCAGAUGGAUAUAUCAGUAUCACUGGACGGAUCAAAGAUCUGAUCAUCCGCGGUGGCGAGAAUAUACACCCCCUAGAGAUCGAGAAUUGCUUGCUAGCCCAUGGUGGGGUUGCAGAUGUGUCUGUCGUCGGCGUCCCCGACGUGAGAUAUGGCGAGGCAGUGGCUGCUUUUGUUGUUGCCCGGGACCAAGGUUCAAAGAAAGUCACCGCUGAGGAUAUUCAGCAAUGGGUGCGCGAAAAACUUAGCAACCAUCUUAUUCCGAAACAUGUCUUCUUUUUGGGCCCGUUGGAGUCUUUUCCCAAGACAGCAAGUGGAAAGAUUCAGAAGUUCAAGCUCAGGGAGAAGGCAAUUGCACUUUUGGCCAAGGGCGCUGCAUGA
Messenger RNA from Penicillium robsamsonii, 3045 nucleotides. RefSeq lists its product as uncharacterized. The record is from RefSeq and is a predicted model, not a curated record. Bases 1 to 3045 code for a protein of 1014 amino acids. Lineage: Eukaryota; Fungi; Ascomycota; Eurotiomycetes; Eurotiales; Aspergillaceae. The transcript is spliced from 8 exons. Gene Ontology annotation, molecular function: protein binding; medium-chain fatty acid-CoA ligase activity. Gene Ontology annotation, biological process: fatty acid metabolic process.